This is a messenger RNA of Echinostoma caproni, 1224 nucleotides long. NCBI's taxonomy places the organism in Eukaryota, Metazoa, Platyhelminthes, Trematoda, Plagiorchiida, Echinostomatidae. The record is from the annotation of a GenBank genome assembly.
AUGUUUGCGUAUUUGAGUAAAAAGAUUGCAAUUCCAAAUAAUAAAAAAUUGAAAUCGAUUGCAUGGAGUAAGGAGCACGGUUACAUUGCAUGUGGUGGGGAGGAUGGAUUGAUGAAAAUCCUCAAACUGGAAGUGCAGGUGGAUUGCAAAUCUAAAGGUCUGGCAGCCCCGACUAACCUCGUGAUGAAUCAAACCCUAGAAGGACAUACAGGCAGCGUGAAGGUCUUGGCUUGGAAUGAGAAAUUCAAAAAGAUCACCACAUCCGAUCAACAGGGUCUGAUCAUCGUUUGGAUGCUAUAUAAAGGAUCUUGGUACGAGGAAAUGAUCAAUAAUCGAAACAAAUCGGUCGUUUGCAGUAUGCAGUGGGACACAGAAGGACAUCGAAUUUGCAUUGCUUACGAAGACGGGGCAGCUAUUCUGGGGUCGGUGGAUGGAAACCGAAUUUGGGGCAAAGAAUUGAAGUGUGGAAAUCUAGUUGCUGUGGAAUGGUCUCCGGAUGGAAAAUUACUUCUGUUUGGACUAAUCACUGGAGAGAUCUUUGUAUAUGAUUACUUGGGAAAUUUUUUGUCCAAAGUGCCAAUUUAUUGUUUGAACAACAUUCACGGUGCAGUUCGACUGACUGCACUACACUGGUAUCGCGGGGAACGGGGAUACGUGGAGCCCAACUGUUCCACACUGGCUGUGUGCUAUGAUAUCGGAAGGUGUCAACUGAUGCGGAAUCAGGAUGACUCGGAUCCGAUCUUACUAGACACAGGGAUCGAAAUCAGUUGUGCCGCAUGGAAUGAGAACGGAUCGUUGUUAGCGAUUGCCGGCUCGCAAAAGAGACACAUCCUUUCAGGCUCGGGACUAGGUAAAGCUACAGAAAGGGAUGUGAAUGUGGUUCAGUUCUACAAUGCACUUGGAGAUCAUUUACGCUCGUUGUAUUUACCGGGGAAAAGUUUGACCGCUUGCGCGUGGGAAGGCAAUGGAUCUCUACGGUUGGCCAUGGCUGUGGACUCCUACAUCUAUUUUGCCAAUCUUCGACCAAAUUACAAAUGGGCUUAUUGUGACAAAGCAAAUACAAUCGUCUACAGCUAUACGCGGGCCGGUUCACCGGAAACAUUUGUCGUAUUCUGGAAUACGAAAAAACAACAAGCACUGCGAAUCAUGAUAGAGUUGCCACUUUGGGCUCCACAACACGAAGAUACUCUUGCCCUUACGUUAGGGCUGUUAAAACUGAAUUGA